This is a messenger RNA of Myripristis murdjan (pinecone soldierfish), 1318 nucleotides long. Its product is annotated as growth arrest and DNA damage-inducible protein GADD45 beta. The transcript is spliced from 4 exons. Gene Ontology annotation, cellular component: nucleus; cytoplasm. The record is from RefSeq and is a predicted model, not a curated record. Lineage: Eukaryota; Metazoa; Chordata; Actinopteri; Holocentriformes; Holocentridae. The coding region runs from base 216 to 701 and encodes 161 amino acids. Gene Ontology annotation, biological process: regulation of cell cycle.
CUCUCUGCACGGCGGACUGCGAACACACGGAACUUACAGCUCAAUCUAUUUGUUCCUCUUUUCUGAACGGACCCUGGCUGGGAGCGUCUCCGUCUCUUUUGUACCGAUCUGGAUUACCGGUUGGGACCUUGUGCACGAGCCUUUUACCUCGGAAUAUAGCAGCUCACCGCUUGGAUAUUAUCCUGGACCUUGUGGAUUAUAUUACCGACUUCAACAUGACUCUGGAGGAAGUCGUUGGAUGCAAUAUUACAGAGAAAAAGAUGGACUCAGUGACUCAGGCUCUGGAGGAGUUGCUGGUUGCAGCUCAGCGGCAGGACUGCCUGACCGUGGGAGUCUACGAGUCGGCGAAACUCAUGAAUGUGGACCCGGACAGCGUGGUGCUGUGCGUCCUGGCCACCGAUGAGGAGGAUGAAGAUGACAUCGCGCUGCAGAUCCACUUCACGCUGCUGCAGGCUUUCUGCUGCGACAACGACAUCAACAUCCUGCGCGUGUCCGGCAUGCGGCGGCUCGCGCAGCUGCUGGACGAACCCGGUACCGAGGACAGCAACGGGAACGAGCCCCGGGACCUGCACUGCAUCCUGGUCACGAACCCUCCGUGCCAGGCGCUGCAGUGCCAGGCGCUGCAGGACGUCAGCAGCUACUGCGAGGAGAGCCGCUGCAGGAACCAGUGGGUCCCCUGCCUGGAGCUGCAGGACCGCUGAGCUGCUCCCAAACAAACCGACCGACCGACCAACUGCUUCGCACCGGUGAGAGCAUGGGAAGAGCCAAGAAGCUGUCCUUCUUCAGAAAGGAGGGACCACGGCGUUAAGACGGGGGGACCGGACAGCCUGUCUGUCUGUCUGUGUGUCUGUCUGUAGGCCGGGCUGCUGAUGCUGGAGGACCAGCCUCCUCUGCAGCCACGAGGAGGAGGAGGAGGAGGAGGGGGAGGGACUGUGCAGGAGGCUUACUGAGCAGGAGCUGCAGGGCGGUGACAGAGCUGAACCCCCAUGCAGCCUGUUGAUGAGUCACAAUGUGAAUGAGUGGACUGCACGACAGCUGGCGGCGUGCCAGCGGGGCUCCCAGGGGCCGGAGCCGCUCGGUGCAGCAGCACUGACGGACUGAAGCUGCACUGAGGAGGCGGGAGCGCGGCCCUCAGGGGACGGGCCCGACUGUGGAGAUGUUCCUGAACAUGUACUGAUGUGUUGUUUGAAUCCUCUGAUGCAGAGGAAUGUGAUGUGAUGUUAUUUAACUUGAGCAGAGAAAUUAAUAUAUGACAAAAGAGUGCAAUGCUGAAACCAUGUCGACUUACUUGCUUAUCUGAAUAAAUUAUUGAACGAAA